Messenger RNA from Microthlaspi erraticum, 741 nucleotides. Lineage: Eukaryota; Viridiplantae; Streptophyta; Magnoliopsida; Brassicales; Brassicaceae. The record is from the annotation of a GenBank genome assembly.
AUGGUAAACGUGGGAGAGAUGUCCGAAUCCUCCAGAUGGCUACAGGAACAUGAUCAGGAAGCAAAUGAGACUUUCAAGAGUUUUCAGCGUCUGAACGUUGAUGACUCCGAGUCCUCCAAAUUCUCCAGAUCUGAACGUAGCCCACCGAAACAAGAAGAUCUGCUGGCGCUGCGGCUCAAAGCUGAGACUCUGAGGACUGAACUUGAGGACUUGCAGAUUUUGAACGAUUCUAUGUGUGGUGAGGGUGUCGACGCUCUGAGCGUGGCUGAGCUUCGUUCGCUGUUAGGUCCGCUUGAACAAGGCGUUCUCCGUGUGGAAACCCAACUAGCAAAGAAGAGAAAAGAGCAGGAGGAAAUCGACGCAAGUAUGGUCAAGCAGGAAUUCGGAGAAGAAGGAGACACAGAUGCUGGUAAAUCAUGGAUUGAGAGCAAGAGGAAUCAGAGUUUGAAACUGCAGUUACUGGCCGCAAAGAAAAGAUCUUACCUAAGAAAGAGAGCGAGAGAGCUCCGGAGCAGCACUGAGAGCAGAAAACAUUCGGAUGACCAUAAAACACUGGUUCAAGCCAUCAAUAACAUGAAGAGAGAUAUCACGACAUUGCAGCUUUUGAACAGGAGAAUGUGCGGUGAAGACAUCGAUGGUAUGGAUUUCUUUGAGCUGCUGGUACUCCGCAAGCAGAUUAACUUUGGUCUGGUCUACGUUGAAUCCUGGGCGUUGAAAAAAGAGGGAAAGCUGGGGAACUAG